Fragaria vesca subsp. vesca is the source of this 1326-nucleotide messenger RNA. Its product is annotated as F-box protein CPR30-like. The coding region runs from base 1 to 1326 and encodes 441 amino acids. Lineage: Eukaryota; Viridiplantae; Streptophyta; Magnoliopsida; Rosales; Rosaceae. The record is from RefSeq and is a predicted model, not a curated record. The transcript is spliced from 2 exons. Gene Ontology annotation, molecular function: protein binding.
AUGUCAGAUAAACACAUACCAGAAGAUAUUAUAGUGAGAAUCUUCUCCAGAUUGCCCGUCAAAUCUCUAUUCCGUUUCACAUGUCUUUCAAAAAGGUGGUGUUCCAUUAUAUUGUCUGAUUCAAAUUUCGCCAAAUCCCAUUCUAAAACAGCUGUAGAGCAGCAAACCCGUGGUUUUUGUAGACUCCUCCUCUACGAUAGACGUAGGUUGAGUUCGUCGGAGUUGAAGACGCCAUUAUUUGGAGAUGAUUCUACAGUCAGAAAGCUUAGUUGCCCCUUCAGACAACGACGAGGUAUUUUCUUACUGUGCUCAGGCAAUGGUUUGGUAUGUGCAGUCAAUUUUGAUGAUGAUGAUGAAAACUUCUAUAUUUGGAACCCGUCAACUGGAUUUUUCAAACAAGUACCUCAUCAUCGUGUUUCCGCCUCCACACCAUAUGGCAUAACGUACCAUGGUUGUGGCUAUUUAUCUGCCACUGACGACUUCAAAUUUCUCGUGGCCGGAAAAGAGAAGAAGGAGAAGAAACAAGUGGUUGAGAUCUUGUCAUGGAGAGCUCAAGUCUGGAAAGCAAUUGAAGUCCCUAAGGACAUGUUCAUCGAGUGUAACGGUAUUCUUUUAAAUGAGGCACUUCACUGGCUUGGUGUACAUGUGUCUGGUGGUGAUAAAGUCCUCUUUGCAUUUGACCUGGCAAAGGAGGAGUUCCGGAGGAUGUCGAUGCCUAUUCUUGAUGAAGGCGAUAAGCUUUUCGACGGUAUCACGGUUUCUAUGGGAAAAUGUCUGUGUUUAUAUCGUUUUUUGGAAGGUUCAUAUUUUAGAAAACAUUUUGGUGAACAAAAUAGCUGUAUUGAUCUGUGGAUGAUGAGAGAAUAUGAGGUGGGCGACUCCUGGACUAAAUUUUGUAGGUUAAGGUUUUCCAAUAUACCUAGGCAUAUUUAUAAACUCAGACCCCUGUUGGUCAUGGAGGAUAGUACGCUUGUGGGGAAAUGGACUUACAAGACUGACGCUGAGGCGAUAAGGGUCGGUUAUGAUGGGGUGGUUCUUGAAACAAAUGUGCUUAUGGAUAGUGGAUGUCGAAGUUUGGAAUACGAAGAGAGUUUACUCAGAGGGCACCAAUUUUUGGAACUCGUCUCAGGCCCUCGAAUUUUCAGGUUCGGCCCUACUGCUUUGAUUCCAGAAGAUGCUUCAGAGUUUUCCACCAUUGGAGCCACGAUUAACUUGAGCCGGCUUAGGUUUGUCCAGUUUCUGAGCGGAGCAGAGGACGCCGUCGAGGUCUUCAGCUAUGUCCGGCGGUUGAGACUUGAGGUGAGGCCAUCUGGGAUUUGGGUUUGA